UGCUGCAGCGCAUGCCUGGGCGAUGGGGCUGAAGAGCGCCCAGAAGGCCCUCUUCCCGCUCCGCUCGGUGUCGGACGUGGUGCGCCUCUUUGAGCUGGAGCUGCGCCGCGAGCAGCCCGACCUGGUGCUGCUCUCCCUGGUGCUGGGCUUCGUGGAGCACUUCUUGGCCGUCAACCGGGUGCUGCCCACCAACGUGCCGGGCAUCAGCUUCGAGCCGGCCCAAGGCCCCGAGAGCCUGACCUACUUCCCGGUGGCCGACCUCAGCAUCGUGGGCGCCCUCCACGCCCGCUUCACCGCCCAGAUCCGGGGGGCCGUCGACCUCUCGCUCUACCCCCGGCCGGACGGGUACUCCUCCCGGGAGCUGGUCAAGAAAGUCUCGGACGUCAUCUGGAACAGCCUGAGCCGCUCCUACUUCAAGGAUCGGGCCCACAUCCAGUCCCUCUUCAGCUUCAUCACAGGUGAGGGUGGGACCAAACUGGACAGCUCUGGCGUGGCCUUUGCGGUGGUGGGGGCCUGCCAGGCGCUGGGGCUGCUGGAUGUCCACCUGGCGCUCUCCGAGGACCACGCCUGGGUCGUCUUCGGCAAGGACGGCGAGCAGACGGCGGAGGUGACGUGGCACGGAAAGGGCAACGAGGACCGGCGGGGGCAGACCGUCAAUGCCGGCGUGGCCGAACGGAGCUGGCUGUACCUGAAAGGCUCCUGCCUGUGCUGCACCCGCCAGAUGGAGGUGGCCUUCAUGGUCUGCGCCAUUAACCCCUCCAUCGACCUCCACUCGGACAGCUUGGAGUUGCUGCAACUGCAACAGAAAUUGCUUUGGGUCCUCUACGAUUUAGGCCACCUGGAAAAGUAUCCGAUGGCCUUGGGGAACUUGGCCGACUUGGAGGAACUUGAGCCCACGCCUGGACGCCCUGACCCGCUCUUCCUUUAUCACCAGGGUAUCAAUUCAGCCAAGCAGUACUACCACAAUGAACAUAUCUAUCCGUACAUGUAUUUGGCUGGGUACCAUUGCCGGAACAAAAACGUCAAGGAGGCGCUGGAGGCCUGGGCCGACUCCGCCACCGUUAUCCAAGAUUAUAACUAUUGCCGAGAAGACGAGGAGAUCUACAAGGAGUUCUUCGACGUGGCCAACGAUGUGAUUCCCAAUUUAUUAAAAGAGGUGGCCAGCUUGGCCGACAUGGCCGAAGAGAAAGGAAGCGGCGACAGAGGAGAGGGUUCCCCAUCCCAACAUGGGGGGUCAGCCCUCCAGGACCCCGAGUGCUUUGCCCACCUCCUGCGCUUCUAUGACGGCAUCUGCAAGUGGGAAGAGGGCAGCCCCACGCCGGUCCUCCAUGUCGGGUGGGCCACCUUCUUGGUCCAGUCCUUGAGCCGCUUCGAUGGGACGGUCCGGCAGAAGGUGACCCUCGUGAGCCGGGACGUGGAAGCGAACGAGGACGACGACCAAGGCAGCGAAGACCCUCGGGAAGGCCGCCGCCGGGGCCCCCGACGAGAGUCCAAGCCCGAAGAGCCUCCAUUGCCCAAGAAGGUGACCGAGCGCCGGCGUCCGAGCUCCAGCCAGAGGGUGGACAGGCCGCCUCCGGAGAAGGAAGAAGGCCCCGGCGGGGGUCCGAGUCCCCCUCCGGAGGGUCCCAUCCUCACCUUCCAGAGCGAGAAGAUGAAGGGCAUGAAGGAGUUGCUGGUGGCGGCCAAGAUCAACUCCAGCGCCAUCAAACUCCAGCUCACGGCGCAGUCCCAAGUGCAGCUGAAGAAGCAGAAGGCGUCCGCACCACGGGACUACACGUUGGCCUUCCUCAAAAGACCCCGCAAGUCCCUCUGAGGCCAGUUGGGGGCAGCAGCGCUGUCUUCAACGGCAGGGACAUCUCUGGCAUUUUCAGGGACCAUAGAAACUCAUCUGUCUGGGAAGGGGACAAAUCCUUUCCGUUGGAGGUCUUCUCCUCCCCCCAACUACUGAAAACCACAGAGUCUUGGUCACAGUUGCAGAGAUUUCAUAGCACAGCCUCUGAUGUUGAAUCUCACUAGCUUGGGUGUCACUCUGUAUCCUAUAUUAGUUUCCGAAUAGAGUAAUAAAAAGUCAGAGUUCUAACUCCUCCCAGGACUAACAAUUAAAACUUGUAGGAAAAAUUGGACUGUAGUUCUUGUUUACUUUAUGCCUUCCGUCUGUGUUCUUUCCUGCCUUGUCUUCCAUACACACGUGGUAGGGUUUCUUCAACUUGUAAAACCAACUUGUAACCAACUUCCAAAUGGCUGCACAAUGGGAUGGACUGUCUCAAAGGCAAGUAGAUAAUUCCAAAUCCCCGAAACAGUGCAGAGUCUUGGUCACAGUUGCAGCGAUUUCAUAGCCCAGCCUCCGAUCUUGUAUCUCACCAGCUUGGGUGUCACUCUAUGUCUAUAUCCUAUAUUAUUAUUUUCCUAAUAGAGUAAUAAAAAGUCAAAGUUCUAACUCCUCCCAGGACUAACAAUUGGAGGCUUAAUUCAACUGUACUUCUUGUUUACUUCCUGCCUUCCUUCUGUGUCCUUUCUUGCCUUGUCUUCCAUACACACGUAAUACGAUUUCUUCAACUUGUAAGAAAUCCUACUUGUAAACAACUUCAAGCACCAACUUCCAAAUGGUUGCACAAUGGGAUGUACUGUCUCAAAGGCAAGUAGUUAAUUCCAAAUCCCCGAAACAGUGCAGAGUCUUGGUCGCAGUUGCAGAGAUUUCAUAGCACAGAUUCUUUCUUAUCACCUUCUUCUAAAUGGUUGCACAAUAGGAUGGACUGUCUCAAAGGCAAGUAGUUAAUUCCAAAUCCCCGAAACAGCGCAGAGUCUUGGUCACAAUUGCAGAGAUUUCAUAGCACAGCCUCUGAUGUUGAAUCUCACUAGCUUGGGUGUCACUCUGUAUCCUAUAUUAGUUUCCGAAUAGAGUAAUAAAAAGUCAGAGUUCUAACUCCUCCCAGGACUAACAAUUAAAACUUGUAGGAAAAA
This is a messenger RNA of Anolis sagrei ordinatus, 2961 nucleotides long. The record is from RefSeq and is a predicted model, not a curated record. NCBI's taxonomy places the organism in Eukaryota, Metazoa, Chordata, Lepidosauria, Squamata, Anolidae.